AACUUGAGUAAUAAGAAUAGCUCAGUGUGUGGCACAAACAGACAAAACCCAGUAAAUCCAGAGGGAAAGCUGGCACUCCACUUCCUAAACUCACUCACUCGGUUGUGGGGGGAAGAGAUGGAGCAAAUGCAGUGUGUGAAUUCAGGACAAGCAUGUCAGCCUCAGCUUUGAAAUUUCCUGGCUCUGUUUGGCAAGCUCGAUUUUAUUUAGAUCUGGGGAGGAGAUUACAUGUAUAUCCUGCAGACCCCAGGUUCAGGAGAAAAGUUUGAACUCCCCUCAAGGUGUGAAGCAUAGGGCUCCCACCUCCUCGAGGCUCGAGCUUCAGUGCUCUCCCUCUUCCUCCCCUGGGCUGUGAAACUGGAGAAGAGCAGCAGGAACAAUGUCACAUGAAGGGAAUGCUAACUACACUGCAACCUCGCUGCUUCCAGGCAGCUCCUUCAGCCUCAGCCUCUCUUUCUCUCUGGCUGACUUGGUUAAAAUCAUUGUUUGGCUCCAGCAUUAACUACAUUCCAGAGGGACGCAGCGCCCAGUCUCCUUCCUCGCAUUCCUGCCCCACACAAAGGAGUCCCUCCCUCGCCCAGCCUCUGUGCAUCUCUUCCAGCGCCACAAAGACCCUGGGAGCCGGGAGCUGCACUUGCCCCCAGGCUCGGAGUUUGUCCCCGGCGCUGGGUCUAGGUGCAACUCUGCUGGGAAAGGGGGAGAAGGCAGGCAGCUCCUGAGUGCAAAUUCCUCCGCGCAGCGCGCCAUUGACUGGCCUGAGCAACUAAUUUAAGGCUGGAAAUUGACACACGGGGGCUUUUUCUUCUCGCCUGUCCUCGUUCUGCUACGGGAGCUGGUCGUGAGACGGGCUGUGGAGCAGGGAUGCCUUCCAGGUGACCUGGUGCAAGGAGCUGUUGGGUCACCUGGCUGCAGAUCUCUGGGGCAGGGGGAGCAGCCUGGGCAGAAAAGUGCCUUGCCCUGCUGCAAACUUCCCGGCCGGCAGCUUCCCCCCCCCCCCCACUUUUUUUCCUCUUUCUCCCCGCUACCCCUCCGGCUCGGGGCCGGCGGAGCAUGGAGAGGUACGAGCAGGACAUUGCCCGAGCCAGCAAGUUCAUGGAAGAUCUGUCUCUCUACGAGCCCUGCCAGGAUGGGCUGUACAGCGGCCGGGGCUGCAGCGGCAGCCGAAGGGAGCUGCUAGAAGACGCCCAACUGGCCAUCGCAGCCCACAUGACGGCGGAGCCGAGAGGCAAGAAAAUGAAUGGCACCGUGGGCCCCCCGGGGGACGCCCACGCCGCCGCCCCCUCCGGCAAAGUGUACCAGGCUGCGGCCGCCCCCCAGGCCCGCUCGCUGAACGGCGGCAGCCGGGGGGGCGGCCCGGAGCCGGGCUGCUGCGAGGAAGGGCUUUGCACCCGCUCCGAGGUGGCGCUGCCCUGCUACGGCGGCUUCGCGGACAAGGGCAGGCGCUAUUCCUCCGAGAGCGCCCGGCACAGCGCCGGCAGCGCCUACGAGGGCGUCUACGUGCCCAAGCCGGCCGGCUCCUACCCCGGCCCGCCGAGCAGCCGAGCCCACGCCGGGCCUGAGGGCAGAUACAACGCGGCCAGCCCCCGGGCCAGCCUGGUCGCCUCUUGCCAGGAGCAGCUCAGCCGCUUCUCUAGCCCUAGGUCCAGCCUGGGCAGCAGCGGCGCCCCGGGCUACGAGAAGUUCUCCAGCCCCAGGGCCAGCCUGGUGGUGCCCGGGCAGGAGAAAUACAGCAGCCCGCGGGCCAGUCUGGUGCAGUACGAAGGCGGCGCUCUGAGCCCCAGGUCGAGCUACGCCAGCACGGCCAGUGACACCAGCAAACACUCCAGCCCCCGGGCCAGCCUGACCAGCUACGACUGCGGGAGCAAGCCCAGCAGCAACCGCACCAGCGGCAUCAGCAUGGGCUACGACCAGCGGCACGUCAGUCCCCGCUCCAGCACCGCCAGCCCCCGCUCCAGUUACUCGGACUCCCGCUACGGCCUGCCGGGGAAUCCCGAGCUGGAUGGGGCUGCCGGGCCGGGGCUCCCCAUGGUUAGCCCGAGGUCCAGCCUUUGCAGCCAGGAUGGUCGGACAGGGGCGGUGGGGAGCUGCAACCCGUCUGUGGUCAGCCCCAGGUCGAGCAUCUCCAGCCAUAGCUCCAGAAGCUCCAGAGGCUCCAUGAGCGCGUACCCGGAGCUCCAGCUGCCUUCGCCCCGCUCUUCCAUGCUGGGACCAGGUUUACAGGAGGAAAAUCCCACGCAGGAGCAUGGAGAUGCUUAUCCCAGGCACGAGCAGCAGCAGCAUCCCGCUGCCUCCAACCCCGACUCGGCUUCAGGAGCGUUAGCAUCCUACACUUACAGCCCAACCAAAGGGUCCGCUUCAGCUCCCAAAUUCAAGCUUCCGUAUCAGGUCACCCCGUCCAGGGAGAGUGGACCCAGCCAGGCAGAGAGGAGGUUGGAAGCGUUGACGCUGGAGCUGGAGAAGGAGUUGGAGAUGCACAUGAAGAAGGAAUAUUUUGGUAUUUGUAUAAAGUGUGGAAAGGGCGUAUAUGGAGCGAGCCAGGCUUGCCAAGCAAUGGGUAACCUCUACCAUACCAACUGCUUCACGUGCUGCUCCUGUGGGAGAAGACUGCGAGGAAAAGCCUUCUACAAUGUCAAUGGUAAAGUGUACUGUGAAGAAGACUUCCUAUAUUCGGGCUUUCAACAAACAGCAGACAAGUGUUUUGUUUGUGGACACCUCAUAAUGGAAAUGAUCUUACAGGCUCUUGGAAAAUCAUACCAUCCUGGCUGUUUCCGCUGCGUGGUCUGUAAUGAAUGUUUGGACGGAGUCCCCUUCACUGUAGACGUGGAGAACAAUAUUUACUGUGUCAAAGACUAUCACACUGUUUUCGCACCAAAAUGCGCUUCCUGUAACCAGCCAAUUCUACCAGCACAGGGCUCCGAGGAGACCAUUCGAGUGGUGUCCAUGGACAGAGAUUACCACGUGGAAUGUUAUCACUGCGAGGACUGCGGUCUCCAGCUCAAUGAUGAAGAAGGCCAUCGUUGCUAUCCUUUAGAGGGCCACCUACUCUGUCAUGGCUGUCAUAUUAGGCGCCUCAAUAUCAAAGUGCCACCACAUCCACCUCCAAGUUACCCAAUGCAUGUUACAGAACUCUGAAAGACACUUUCUAUAGCAAUGAAUCGUUAGAGAGAAGAUGAAAGAACUAAAAAUGACUUUCCAGUUUUUAAAGAUGAAAUUCCUCUAAUAACCCUCUAAACCAGCUAAGUUAUUUAUUUUUUUUAAAUCGUAUGUCAGAGGGCCUCUAUGAUCGUUUCCAUUUACCUUCAGCAUUUUCACUAACACACCACUUACUUGAAAAAAAAAAUGCACCACUGAACUAACUGUAAGCAGCAGUAUUUCCCAGUACAGUGGUAUGAAAGGCUCUGUUCUACACUCCUUGUUUGCUUCAUUCCAGUGGGAGUUUUGCCUGAGCAAGAAGUGUAGAAUUAAUCCCCCCAAGUUAGCAACCUACACAUCACAACAAGCGUGAUAAGCUAAAUACUGGCAUUUUAGCUAGUCCCAUUGCAUCC
This is a messenger RNA of Gopherus evgoodei (Goodes thornscrub tortoise), 3545 nucleotides long. RefSeq names its product WT1 interacting protein (gene WTIP). The record is from RefSeq and is a predicted model, not a curated record. Gene Ontology annotation, cellular component: adherens junction; P-body; transcription regulator complex. The transcript has 8 exons. Gene Ontology annotation, biological process: negative regulation of hippo signaling; regulation of DNA-templated transcription; positive regulation of miRNA-mediated gene silencing. Gene Ontology annotation, molecular function: transcription corepressor activity. NCBI's taxonomy places the organism in Eukaryota, Metazoa, Chordata, Testudines, Testudinidae. The coding region runs from base 1051 to 3132 and encodes 693 amino acids.